UGACAAAAGACAAUAGAAGCCAACAUUAGGUUGAUAACAGAUAUUAGCAAAAUAAUCUAAUAACAUUUUACUUAGUUGGAAAAAUAAUGGUCCAAUGAGCAAUUAGAACCCCAUAAAACAAGUAGAAGAUAAACACAUCCACAAUUAUGCUUGGAGACUUCAACCUUCUUCUCUCAAGUAUUGACAGAACAACCAGGAAAGAAAAAUCAUCAAAGGUUUGGGGGAAUUCAGGAAAAAAGACCCACCAAUGGAAGCAGCUGGCUUCACUGCUCAGGUGAUCAUCCUGAACCAUCCAGAUCAGAUCAGUGCUGGGUAUGCCCCUGUACUGCAUUGUCACACAACUCACAUUGCCUGCAAGUAUGCUGAGCUGAAGGAAAAGAUUGACCAUCAUUCUGGAAAGAAGUUGGAAGAUGGCCCUAAAUUCUUGAAAUCUGAUGAUGCUGCCAUUGUUGAUAUGGUUCUUGGCAAGUCCAUGUGUGUUGAGAGCUUCUCAGACCAUCCUCCUCUGGGUCAUUUUGCUGUCCAUGAUAUGAGACGGACAAUUGCUGUGGGUAUGAUCAAAGCAAUGGACAAGAAGGCUGCUGGAGAUGGCAAGGUCAACAAUUCUGCCCAGAAAGCUCAGCAGGCUAAAUGAAUGUUACCCCUAAUACCUGCCACCCCAAUGUUAAUCAGAUCAGUGGUGGAAGAAUGGUCUCUGAACUGUUUGU
Messenger RNA from Oryctolagus cuniculus (rabbit), 707 nucleotides. The record is from RefSeq and is a predicted model, not a curated record. Lineage: Eukaryota; Metazoa; Chordata; Mammalia; Lagomorpha; Leporidae.